AUGUCAGUCACGAAACCGACCAUUGUUAUCAUCCACGGCGGCUGGCACGUCCCCGAGAGCUACGAGAAGCUCAUCAUGGCCCUCGAAGACGCUGGCUACGAGGUUCACUGCCCACGCCUUCCCUCCACAAACCAGACGCGACCUCCAAAUGCCGACCUCUACAGCGACUCAGACCUAAUCCGCUACUACGUGUCGAGCCUUGUGCGGGCCGGCCGUUCCGUCGUUGCCCUGAUGCAUUCCUACGGCGGUCAGGUCGGCACCAAUGCGCUGCACGGCCUUUCCGUCUCGAGCCGCGCCGCGCAGGGCCUCCGGGGCGGCGUGUCGCAUCUGGUCUACCUGACCGCGUACGCGGUGCCCGAAGGCACUGCCAUGAUGGACAAGGUUGCCGAGUUCGGCCACAACGACCUGGUGCCCAUCGCGUUCGAUAUCGACCCCGAGGACAAGACCUGCCUCAACCGGAACCCCAAGAUGCUGCUUGUAGGAGAGAGCGAUGUGCCUGAGGCCGAGGUCGAUGAGUAUCUUGGUACGCUGGUGCGUUGGAACGGUAAUGGCAUGUACCAGCCGAGCAAGCACGCGGCGUGGCGCGAGAUACCUGUUUCGUAUAUCUACACCACCGCCGACAUGACCAUUCCCAUUGAUUACCAGAAGAACUUUGUCGAGGGCAUGGAGAAGGCGGGCCGGUCGGUGCGGACGUUUGAGUUGGCUACGGGCCAUUGCCCGAACUUGACCGCCACUCAGGGAGUGGUUGCCGCCAUCAACGACAUCGUUAGUCAGGUCUAA
This is a messenger RNA of Canariomyces notabilis, 780 nucleotides long. RefSeq names its product alpha/beta-hydrolase. NCBI's taxonomy places the organism in Eukaryota, Fungi, Ascomycota, Sordariomycetes, Sordariales, Chaetomiaceae. The record is from RefSeq and is a predicted model, not a curated record. Bases 1 to 780 code for a protein of 259 amino acids. The transcript has 2 exons.